Molecule: messenger RNA, 354 nt
Organism: Gongylonema pulchrum
Lineage: Eukaryota; Metazoa; Nematoda; Chromadorea; Rhabditida; Gongylonematidae
Source: the annotation of a GenBank genome assembly
UACAUUUGUGAGAAGCACUUCCGUGGUGGCGGUGACGGACGGAGUAUGUUCACGGGUCUCAAUGCUGCCAAUCACUUCGGUCGCCCAAACUUUGAUGCAUUUUUCAGAUUUGUGCAAAGCAGACAUAAAGAUGUUAGUUUAGUAACUGCUACUUAUUCUUUUUUAUAUCUAAACGUCUAUAGCAAGCUCAGUAAUUACUCACAGCUUAUGGAGGCAAAUUAUCUGCAGAUUCGUGAGAUUGGCGUGUUCAGCUGCGGUCCGAAUUCGAUCAACAAGGAGGUUCGCAGAUCCUGUACAGCAGCAAAUCGAAUCCGAAAUGCACCAUCAUUUUACCAUCGUUUUGAAACUUUUUAA